AUCUUCAUAAUAGAACAUCUUUGAAUUUGAUCAGCUGACUCCUGAAUGUACUUGUUACAAAACAUUACAAACAAACGUACAGUACUGUUACAUCAAAAUAGAGACAGAAGCCGUAAAGGUUACAUGUGAUUUUAAUUGAAUGUAGCCCCCGAAAUAUGAUAACCAAUGGAUCCUGCUACGACCGCAUCUCCAGUACAGAACGACAGUGAGAUAGAGUGAGUAACAACCUUCAGUACAGAGCUGGUCUGAUUAGAUCACAUAUAAGCGCAACUUUUAUCACCGAAACCUGUUCAGUGUGUUGUUAAUUUUGGUUGAAAUUAUAUAUUACUGCGCAUUUGUGCUCCAACAGCACCUUUUCAGCUGAGAUAUUAGAUAUCAGUGUUUUGAUAUUUAACGUAUAUAUUACAAUUCAUUGCCAGAAAUAUGUGGUAUUUAUGAAUGUAGUUAAAUAACUCUGUAACACAACGACUCACCUUAUUGUCUUUUAAGUCUCUGGUUGCCUAAUUUGAUAAAGACUAGGAAAACAUAUAUAGUAAAAGCAGGGUUUAGUGAUCUCAAGGCUCAUUCUAACUUCCCCAGUUUAAUAUUAUUGUGGUUUAAUAGUGGUAUUUAUUAACAAAUACCCCUCAGCAGUGACAUUAGGUUUAUGGUACUUUUAUAUAUAUAUAUACUAAGAUUGUCUAAAUGCAGUACUAGAUUUUUACAAACUAUUACUUCAACCUUCACAUACAUUACAUCAUUAGUCAGGAUGACUCAGCAAAUUUAAGUGUGAGUCAGAGGACAAUGAGCUGUACCUGGUGUGUUGAUGUUGGAGGUAGAAACAUACGGUUUUCCAUUUUUUCUACCUCUAAUCAAAGAGGAGAUGGGGCUGCACACACACAUCAGCUCAGCUGACUCAACAUUUUUAUUUCAUCUCUUUGUUUUUAAGAAAACACAGCUUUCAGUGCACAUUAAACAGCUUGAAAAUGAAAUGUAAAUUGUGAUUUUUCAGGUCAGAGGUUAUUCAGUGAAAUUCGAGAGUGUUGCUACGAUGGCUUUCAGUAUGGACUUUAUGCCUGUGAAACUUGACACUGCAGGGUGUGUGUAACAUACACACUCUAUGCAAACAGUGAUAACACUGACUGUAACCUUGGUCCUGCAGCAGAAACCUUUGUAUUAUCCAUCCAUGUGCAUAUGUGUUAGUGUUUCUUUAUUUGCUUCAUGUCCUUGUUUUUGUUUACAGGACCAGUUCAGUCUGGAGCUGGUGGCCUUCCUGGCGUCCAACCUCCAUGUCCCUUUUAAAGACUGCAGAGUCCAAGAUCCUUGCAUGUAAGAGUGUUUUGAUUUUAUAACCUCAAACAAAUGUUCCCAAUCAUUAUCAUGAUACUCAAAGCUGCAUAUCCUUCAUAUUAUGAUAAUAUUUAUCCUCCCACAUGGAGCAUCUGUAAGUGUAAUCUGACACCUAUUUUGCUACUGUAAGCUGACACAGAGCGUACACUUAACAUAGCUGUCUUUUGUCUGCUCACAACAGGUAUUCAGAAUGAUUUAUGGGCUAGAUUUGUUACCCUACCAAAUCAGGAUCGAAUCUGGACUUUGACUGUAACCAACAAAGCUGUGCAGAAACCUGCUCAACAAGGUAACCCCCUCCUCCGUGUCUGCCUGUCUUUGUUUAUAAGGAGGGACCAGCUGUAAUUUAUCAGUGCUAUAAAGAUUAGGACACCCAUCAUUACAUAACUCCUUCCUGUUUUUGUAGCCUCCAAGACUCCCCUGGUGAUGGUCCACGGUUUUGGAGGAGGGGUAGGUCUGUGGAUCAGGAAUCUAGAGCCAUUGAGUCGGUCCCGGCCCAUUUACGCCUUUGAUCUUCUUGGCUUUGGUCGGAGCUCCAGGCCGUCCUUCUCUUCGGAUGCUGCCAAAGCAGAGGAGCAGUUUGUUGACUCUAUUGAGCAGUGGAGACAGUCUGUGGGCCUGGAGAACAUGAUUCUGCUAGGACACAGUUUGGGGGGUUACCUGGCUACCUCCUACGCCAUCCAGUACCCAUCAAGGUAAUAAUUUGAUACCUAAUAAAAACAGGAAACAGGGAUAUGGUUCUUCCUGAUUUAUCUAGGAUUUGGGAUUUUCUGACCCAAAGAAGUGACCCUUGAAUCAGACAGAGCAACAUACUGCGAAUGAAGUAGGUAAAUGAUAGGGAUGAGUAUUGAUAAGAUUUUAUUGAUACUGAUGCAAUUAUCAAUUCCGCUUAUCGAUCGGAUUCUGUAUCGAUUUCCUUCUCAACUCCUGUGAAUUUUCUGUGCACAAAAAGUAGGCUUUACAGGUUUUCUGUGUCAGCAGCAUUUUAUUGAGUUUAUAAGUAAAAAAAAAAAAAAAAAUUAAAUUGGUCACUGGAUCUGGAUAUCUCUGGAUGUAAAUAAAAAAAAUAUUGAUUAAAUAUCUUUGCACAUAGUCACUUGAUCCGAGAUCUCCGGAUGUAAAUAAAUAUAUAUUAAGACAAACUCAUCAGUUCUUGUGUAAAAGUAUAAGCAAACCUACUUUCUCAGGAAGGAUCCUUGAUCUUCAGGGCUGGUUGUAUCUCCAGCCACUGAAAAGACCCUCCCGGAUGAGGUUGAAGAUACUUGGACUAUAGCUUGUAUAUAGUAUGGACAACGUGGUUCAGCCUCCUAUCAUUGUACGAAUUUGAAGCCAAAAUGCUCUCAGUAUUUCCAGGAUCUUCUCCAUUUCCUGGACCCACCACUUGCGCAGUAGCACUCUAUGCAUUUGGCAAGAGAGUCGCUGUGAUGACGCUCAGCUCAAACAGCGUAUCCCCAAUCUUCUAACACCCAUAGGCUGUAUCAAGUGUCAAUCAUAGUAAAAGUGAACCCCCUAAUAACUUUUAAAAUGGAACUGCACAGAAACAAGAGGGCUUGAGCACAAACCAGUCUUUCAGUAACUACAUGUCAACAUUGCAACCAGGAGGGGAGAAAAAUUUAUAUUCUGUGUAAUUAAUUUCUCAUUUCCAAAUGAAACAGUUAUAAUACCCUAUUCAAUAUAAACUAAUUCAAAAACCUUAAACUGUUUCUGUCUCUCAGCAGGCUAUACAUACAGUCAAGCUUAAAGGUCAAUACUCCAUUAUAGGCACUAGCUAAUGGUAAACAGGUAUAAUCCAGUAAUGCUUACUUUAUCAAUACUAACUUGGUAACUUUUUCCACUUUGGUAAAUCAAUGCUACUUAUAAGGAUGGGGUCACAUUCUGCUGGCGGUGUUGAGCAGCAACUGAUACUUCUUGCAACUGCUUAGUUUAUCAAAAUGAAGAGAUCUUGGAAACAGUCUGAAUUACAGGAAUGAACCCUAAUUUGGUUUAUAAUCAAGAUUAUUUUUAGUUUUUUUUUUUAAUUGUUUCAAGACAAGAUGAGUUUCAUAUCAUCUUAGAAGGUAGAGCAAAUGUCAGGGAGAAAAUUUUCUUGGGGAAACAACAUUUGUUUUUUGUCUAAUCACAUGACUGAGGAAAAACUAAGAGCACAUGAUUAAUGCACACGGGGGUGUUUUACUGUGUGCUUGUGGAUGAAUGGUGCUGGAUGGGAGAUAAGUGGAGAAAGAGAUUGUAUCAGAAUAUCAUUUGAUAACUGUGUCGAAUAUCAAUCAAGUGUUUAGCUGAGGAAUGAAAAGAAAAAUCAGUUAAUUUCAUUUUAAACUGUCAUCAGACUCAGAUGUUAUGUUUUUUUGAAACGACUCUUUUUUGCAGUCUGCCUGUAAAUCUGCACAAUUUUAUGUGGUUUAUGUUUUCCCAGUUGCAGACAUUUUUUAAAACUGAUUUUGUUUUGGUUAGAGUUUGAUAUGAGCCAGCAGUUAGAUACCACUUGCUUGUUUGUAUAUAUAUAUAUAAAAAAAGCAGCCAGUGAGCUUAGCUUUGCACAAACACCAGAAACAGUGUAAAACUGCUCGGCUGACAAGACCCAAUGAUAUGACAGAGCCUUGCCAAUAAAUGCUCAGAAAAUAUCACUCUUUAAUCAUUUCAUACUCUUGAUUUUGUGCCGAGAAAACAAACAAUAAGUGAAUUGACCAUUGCAAACCACAUGUCCACUGUCUGGGUGAUGAAAGGAGGUCAUAAAGAGGUGAAUAUGAUCUAACAAGUUCAUUAGAGCCACUUGUUAUGGUGCAAUCAGAUCUCCAUUUAGUGUCCUCUUAUUUUCCACCUUCUUUAAAAAGUGUUUAAAAAGCUGCCCCUGCAAAACUCUUACUGAUUGUAUCUGUUACUUUUCUCGGCAGAAUAUCUCAUUAUUCUUGACCUAAUCUCUGUUCAUGUUAUUGAAAGCCAUAAAUAAGGAACAAAUAGUUUUCAGCGAGAAAAAAGUGGCCAGUGCUACAAGCAAAAGCUUCUUGAUGAGGUAGAAGUUGUUCAUCUUGUGUCAAGAAAGUAGCUGAGAAAUUUCUCUCGCUGCAUUGGCAGAUAAUUUCUCUCGCAUUGAACAAUGAAGUCCUUAGUUUAGUCAGGAACAUCACAGAGAUAAAAUUUUAAUCAGGGAUGCACAAGGUCCAGGUUCUGAACCCAUUUUAGUCAAUACUGAUAGCGGUGUACUCACACCUUUUUUCAUUUUGAAGAAAAUUAGAGCUGCUGAGAGGAACACUAGGUCAAUGUCAGGUUUGACACACCCUCUGGAUAAAGUGUCACCUCUAUCUUUAUUUAUUAUUUUUUUAUUUUUUCAGCCUGCUGAACCUAGACCCUUAUCUGGUCUAAAGCCUCAGAAAUAACAUCAAAAAAAUAAUCAUCCUUGUUGCUGAUGAUCUCAUUUGCUUCUGAAGGUCAUAAAUAGGCAUUAGUAUCGGUUCAGACUGUUUAUUUAACUCCUUAUAAAACUCCUCAUAGUGCCGUUAAGUCUCUCCUUCACAAGAAUUCCCCCCUUACUUUUAUUGUAAAUGUGUUUUAUAAAAAGAUAUGAAACAAAUCCUGACUUAACUAUAAAUUAAAUGUUCUCUAUUAGACACAGACAUUCAAAAAUAUUGUGGCUGCUAUAGCUUCGUUGACUGACUGAGGAUAGGGUUUUGCUAGUGUCAUGGGCCUCUGUUGUUCUUACUGUCCAGAAACUCUUGGUGCUGAUCAAUGACAGUGUUUGAGGAGUGUUGUUUUGCUUUUCCUCAUAUCAGUAGUGCCUUAUAAGCAUUGUUGUCUGUUUGUUACACUUAUUUUAUAAUAAGUGUUAUAAUAUAUUCCAGCAUAAAUUUAAGUUAUGGUCAAACACAGUGGCGGCUGCUGGUCUUUCAAUGAGGGGAAGCUCAUUUUUCUGGCCUACAUCAUAAUUGUAUUUGUUUAUUUAGUAUGUAACAGAACAGAGUCACCAAACACAACGGCAGUCGUUUUUAAUAAAGACAGAAGUCGCUGAGGAUCGGUAAAGUCUCCGGAGCAGUUAAGAACAACGGAAUGAAUGACUUGGAAAAUGCUCUGGUAGAUGUUUUAUUCUUCAAGAUCGCUGAUUCGCUUGUUUAGCUGUCAAUCAAAAAAGGAUUUCGCCUCAGACAGCUCAUCCAAUCAUGGAUGCAGAAGCUUGCAGUCCGGGAGAAAGUCGGGACCGCCCUCUCGCCAUAGAACUCCAGUGAAGCUUAGCUUCCAUUGGGCGGGACAAAGCCCAGCAUUUAUCCAAUGAGCGUCUAGUUUCGCUGCUGGAACAACCCACUUUUAGCUUCCACAUUGAAGUCAGCAGAAGCCCAGCGUCCGGCUGUUUAAAGCGCUGAGGCGCUGCGAGGAUGAAUGAGAACGAAGUUAUGCCGGUUACCUAUAAUUAUCAGCUUCUUAUCACAGUGUCUGAACAAAAGAUGAAGGCUUUCUAGUGCGUAUUUAGUUAAUGAAAUGUACACACAGCAGUACGUAUUUCACCACUUUUUCUUUUUUUUGGGGGGUGACAUUUUAAGGGAAGCCGAGCUUCCCUUGCAGUCUUAGAGCAAUCGCCACUGGUCAAACACACCGUAACACCGAGUUAGAUACCCCCUCGAGAGAUGAAUGUUGCAGAGCGCUCGCUUCUCUAGUUAUACCAACUUUAGUAACGACUGCAGGAUAGCAAUACACAGCGGUCUGAGGAGCCAUAAACAAACCUGCCUGGUUUCUGUAGCAAAGAGACCAAACACAGCUCACCUACUCUCCUCCAGCAGCCGCUUAUUUGUUGGGGAGGCCUGACAAGUCAAUCACUGAGUGCAGCAGAUCAUUUCCAUGAAGUAAUAAUCAGAAAUUUUCUGCUGCACUCGGUGAUCGCCCUUUAAAUAGUGCCACCAUGUUGUUAGUAAACAGGCAUUGCAAGUAAAUAUUCAAAGUAUUACGGUGGCUCUCCUGCUGCAGUCAAAAAUAUGAAGUCCUGUUUUUUUUUGGCCUCCAUGUAGUGGUACAGAACAGUCUGUCAGCAACAAGUAACAAGUGUUGACUGGCUGAGUGCAGGACCUUUUCACAACGUGUUGGCUGCUCUUCUCUUGCAGAGUGUCACAUCUUAUCCUCGUCGACCCCUGGGGUUUCCCUGAGCAACCAAAGACCCAAGGUGAGAAUCAGGGGACAAACGUGGUGAAGAGGCCGCCCCCUCCUCGCUGGGUUAAAGCUAUCGCUGCAGUGGUCUCCCUAUUCAACCCUCUGGCUGUCAUCAGAGCAGCGGGCCCAUGGGGUAAGGAAUACUACUCUUCAUCGUCUAAAUGUCCUGAGCAGUAAAACUCUUCCCCUCCUCUUACAGUUUGUUUUUGUUUUAGGUCCAGGUUUGGUGAACAGAUUCCGUCCUGACUUUAAGAGAAAGUUUGAAGAUCUGUUUGAUGACGACACUAUGACCCAGUACAUUUACCACUGUAACGCACAAACCCCGAGGUGAGCCAAAACAUACAGAGAGGACUUCUGGUAACUUUCAUCAUUGACUCUGUAUUUAUGACUCAAAAAUUCUGAUUAUUUGAGGCGAGGUAUGCGUACAGAGACAAACAAUUUGACCCCUAGUUCCACUGCAUGCAACUUUUGCGUCUCCUGUGGACUUGACAGUUUUUGCUUAUUUUGUCCUGUACAUGAUGUUGUGGUGUCAUAUGUUAAAAAAUCUCAUCUUACCAAACCAGUUUUAGGCCUCACAAAUUACUGUAUAAAAAUCAUCACUCUUUUCUUUUUUGGUCUUGUUUGCUUUUGUAUACAAAAAAGGCACCAAUGUGAAUUUCAGCCUAUUUUAUAAAAGUAAAAAAAAAAAAAACUUUUCAUAGGAUGGUUAUGGCUAUGGUUAUAAAAAAGAUUAGAGUCAACUGGGAAGCCCCUUUAUGACCUUUAAAAUCAAACUACAGCACCAGCGACGAGGAUGACCGUUUUUGUGUUGCUUUUUUAAUAUCUGUGACCACUGUGAGGAGGCAGGGGCCAGAAACAAUCAUUUACACCCUGUCAAAGAAACAAUCUUUUUUAUUAAACUUUUUCACAGCAAAUAUUCACAAUGAGUGAUACGCUUGGGUGAUGAUAAAAAUGGCAAGAUGAGAUGUUUUUGUCAGAAAAUUGUACUUCAACUUGCUCAAGAUAAAAUCAACAAUUAUGUAGGAAUUACCACUAUGUCGACUGGGGGCACCAAAUUUGUCAAAAAAGAGUAAGCUUUAAGCAACAAAAAGUGCUUGUUUUGCUUCUUACAUGCUCAGAAUGCAAUUGUAGGGCCUGAAAACAUGAAAUGUUGGAUCUCUACAGUUUGAAACAUAAAAUUAAGUCCUCACUUUAAGGGAAGUUAUGCUUUAAAAAACUUCAGAGUACAGACGCUAACUGAUCAAAAAUGUUACAGCUAUUGCCAUCUCGUCUAUAUUGAAAUAAUUCCUUAAAGCUCCUGUUUUUUGAUGUAUAUGAAACAAACUCAAAUUCAUAAUGAUGCCUUUUCUUGAUAUUCAAAAACAAAUCAGACCAGUGGCAACAUGAUUGAUGAUUUUUAUAUUGUAAUUUUUAAUGCUUAAUACUGGUGUGAGAGGGUAGGUGCGAGCCAAGCAGCUGAAGAAACAGCCCUGUUUUCUUUAUUUCCCACAUCAUAUUUUUGUCACAGUUAAUAAUGAAUUUGACUGUCAAGAGUCAACAUGAUAUGAUUUUAAAUAGAAAACACUACUGAAGCAUGUCAAGAAUAAGAUAAGCAAGGACUGCUCUACCCACAGGGGGGCGCCAAAGUUGACACAAACCAAAAAGUCCUCACAGGUCUUUAUUCAAGUAGUCAUUCACUCACUUAAACAUACACAAAAAAUGCACACAAAUAUAAGCAGGCAGUUUGAAAUAUAUAGUCAGAGAAGGUUUGAGGGUAGCCAUGGAAAAAGAAACAAGAAUAAAACAGUUUGUGAAUAAGGAGGUAAAAGAGCAAGAAUUAAAAACCAACCAACCUGUGAACACCCCUCCAUUUCCUCCUUUCCAGUGGUGAGGUGGGUUUCCGUGCCAUGUCUGAAUCUCUGGGCUGGGCAAAGAGGCCCAUGCUGCAGAGGGUUCACCUUCUGCCCCCCUCCAUGCCCCUCUCCAUGCUGUACGGAGCUCGAUCCUGGGUGGACAGCUCGUCUGGAGACAUGGUUGCCCACAUCAGAGAAAAGGCCUACACCAAAGUGCAGGUGAAUCGACUCAGAGUCACAAGAGGGAAAAUUAUACAGUCUGAGAUGAGCAGCUUAAAACUGUUGUAAGGUUAAAGGUUCCGUUUUUUCUUAAGUAGAGAAACCUCUUGAGGUUCGUCAUAUACUGUAUGAUCACUGACUGUUUGUGUUAUCUCUUUUUUUCAUGUCUUCCUCUGUGUAGCUGAUACAUGACGCCUCUCACCAUGUGUAUGCUGAUCAACCAGAGACAUUCAACAGAGUGGUAGAGAACAUAUGUAACUCUGUAAACUGACGGUAUAUGUAUGUAUGUAUGUAUGUGUGUGUGUGUGUGUGUGUGUGUGUGUGUGUGUGUGUGUGUGUGUGUGUGUGUGUGUGUGUGUGUGUGUGUGUGUGUGCGUGUAUGUGUGCAUAUGUGUGCAUAUGUGUGGAAAGAAAGUAUGCAGACAUUUCAUAGUGUUGUUAACGCUGUAACCUCUGCAUGUGAUGCAUGCUGGCUGAAUCUGCGUCAGAGCCAGUCCAUACAUCAUGAGUUUGAAUGAAAUGUUAGCACAAAUCCCGCCGUCAUAGUAACAGGUUAUUGUUAUCAUUAAUUUAUCAGCUGAAGUAUGCUUCUUUCAUUUUAAGUAAAAGAUGUAUUUAUACAUGUGUUUUCAUUCAUUCGAAGUAAUAACUGAUUGUUCAGAGCAAAGCUAUUAUCUUCGUGUCAUAUUUUUGAAGGGAAAAUACGCACAUCUCUCUGGAUGCACUGAGCUUUUGUGUUACAGAGCAGCCACACUGUGUCUGUUUGACACUUCAUUCAUGUGCCUGACACUUACCAUUAAGUACUGUAAGAGAUUUUUUUUUUCUUUGACCACUAUUUCUAUCUCUCAUCUGUCCCAGUCUAUCAAACAGCUGUUUGUAUUUUUUACAUUUAAAACAAUAAAAACUGAUUUGUCAAACUUAACUUCAGUCUGCAGCUGUAUGUGAUGCACUUAAUGACCCGACCAGUAGAGGGCAGUACUAAUUUCAGUAUUUUUUAAGGCUGUCAUUUUGCUUAUGCUUCUGUCUUUGAACAUGGACCAAAAGACCUGUAGUCAAAGUCCUGAACUGUUGAGUAAAAAGUUCCAAUUCAACAAUAAAAAUAGUAUUUAUGGGGUUAAAGUGGUACCUUUGCUAUGUCUUUAUCUUUCUUCUUUAACAAUACAUUAAAAUUGAUGAUGCUCACAUUUAGUUAAUUGACUUUAAAUUAAUUUGCUAGUGGCAUAUUCAGGCUGUUUUUAGGACAGGGGCUGAAAAACAUACAAAGGACUCUUGUUUUACACCAUGGGGCAUCAGCCUAUAGAAAGAUGUGAUGAAUGAAGAUCUGUUUCUGGAAGUAUUUUCGAGAACUUUUUAUAGCUUAUCACCCUGACCCACUUUGUUAUUCUGUGAUCAUAAGGCAGUUUUACAAAAAAGGACCAGCUUGAGCCUCUAAUAAAAAGGUUCUCUUCUUUGACAACCCUAAACAGUAGCUAGCCUUUGAUGUUUUUAUUUAUUCCCCUAACUCCUGAUAGCCACAGUGCAGGGUUCAUUUAAACAGAUCAGAGCCCAAAUAAGAAGAGGGGGGUCUGGGGAAAGUUUGAGCAUCUAUCUCUGGUGAAUACUUGCAAAGUGCAUAUGCAACACUUAUUGGUGACCUAAUCAUAUAAAGUUGACCUACAUCAGUGAUUGAAAAAAAGAAACAACAAUUUCACCUUAACCACAAAUUUAAAAAGAUCAGAGUUUUAACCUCAGCUGUCAAACCUAAACAUAUGCCAAAGAGCAGGGUGGCUUAUCAUCUUAUCAAAUUCUGUCCAUCAGAAGGACACUUAGAGGGAGAUCUGUCAUGAUUGAUCCUCUAGAGCAGCUACUAAAGCAAUAUUUCUUUAUUUUACAUAGAAAGGACACUGUCCCAAACACUUGCUCUUCAGAUACAAGGGUGCUAGUCCACCAUUGAUAUUCACAAUAACACAAAUCCAGAUCAGUAAACAAGGGUCAAAAAAAAGGUUCAGUGCUCGCGACAAGAAAAUAACAUGAGGUACACUCAGAUCAGAAAACACAGUUAAACAAAAUGAAACAAUAUGAAAAAAAAACAUACAAAGAAUGUGAAAUAAAAGCAGUAAAUUAUUUCUAACAUUUUAUAGGUGUCUUUGACUGACAUAAUGAAAACAAUAUACAGACACUUAAAAUAAUUUAUUUUUAUUAACUGAUUCCUCACAUACUAUUAGACUGAUACACUGACCUAAAGGGUCAAAGGUUAAUUCCACCAUGACAUAAUGAAUAAAAAAAUGAAAACAAUCUCCAGGCCUUUAAAUCCGUUUCAUUCUUGUGGAUGUAAUAUCUUAGAGAGCCCUGGAGAGAAAAUCUCAAACUUGGCGAUUGUCCACCUGGACUGGGAUGAGAUGAUUUGAUACUGAAGGUCAAAAGUCGAGAUCACUCUGACCUGAUGUUCAUGCAGUGAUCUUGAGUAAGAUAUGCCUGGAGGGAGUUUGAAAGCAUCUGGUUUAUUUCUAUAUCUUUUAUUUGACAAAGACCUCCUUUCACUCUAUCCUCACAUACCUGUUCACUCUGCCAUCAUGAGGAGACUGUCAUAAUGCUCUGCAGGGGUUAUCAGGUAUCAUGUCCCUCCUGUAAAUGGAUGUGGUACAAGGGCCUGAUCAAUCUGUCUUACUGUUUUGUUUUCAGGGUAAAUCAUCAAGUUUUUCUCAAAUCCAACAUACAAAAAUUCAUCCCACAUCCUGUCCUUGGUCGCACUGUCAAUGUGAGUAAAACACAGAUAAAUGUGAACUGCAGAGGCAGUUCUGGUUUCACACAAGGAUCUUUUCUCUCCUCAAUUUAGAGGGAUUUAAAGGAAAGUAAAUUCAUACUAUCUUCUAAAAUUUUCUAAACAGUUUAUUGAAACAAGUUUGGUAUACUGCAUGUUUCUGACUUCUACUCAGUGAAUGCUCAUGAGAAGGUUUAAACUGGUUGAAAAACAGUCUGAAACUGAUACUGACACUUCUUCAUGACCUUUGAUGACAAAUGAGACCAUCACAGGGGGGUGCCAAAACUGACACCAACCAAGUGUUCCUCAUAGAAGCUUCAUAUUCUAAAGUGAUUUAUAGAGCAACACGUUGAAAUGUGAUGCCUUCACUUUACCAUUAACUUUUUUUUUCUUCUGAAAACAAUAAUUCAUCACACUUCUCAUUUAUUCAUUACUCUAUUCUGGACAUUCCAAAUUUAUUCUCAAAGUGCUUGAUGAAAAAAAGCUUUGGCUUUCUACUCUCCUGUAUUCCUAACCCUAAAACUCUCCCUGAGCUCUUUUGAUAUACUCUAUCAUGUGAUUUUAGCUUGCAAUUAAGGAGUAACCUGAGCUUAUAAUUAUAACUUAAGUCUUGUAUGAUUACAACUUUGAUCUCUCAUGAUUCUAUGAUUUUAUUUUCUGAAGACUUUAUCCUUGUUAUUUGAAGUUUUGUUUUUUUCUUACUUAAUGCAAUUGUGAGAAACUCCUGCUCUGUGAUAUCUCUUGUGAAUGUUGUGUCUUCAGACAAAAACCCUGCCCUGUUGUCUAACAGUGAACAUUUCUCUCACUGUGACUAUUUGCCAUAGAAAAAAUAAGAAGGAUGUUUCUUCAGCUGACUGUCAAUCAUCUGGUGUGAACCUAUCCCCCUCACAACAGUUUCAGGCAUUAAAAAAUAACAACAAAGUAGACAUAUCUCCUGGUGCUGAUGGGCUUGUUUGCAGCUGAAUAUCAUAAAGAGGCAUCAGUUUUUGAGAUUGAUCCUCUUCCAGUUAAAAACCCUCACAGUGCCUUAAAUGUGGGCGCAAUCUUUUGUCAUGGAAAACAAUUACAAGAAAAAAUAAUUUCACAGCUGCACAAAAGGCCCCAAAUCAAACUGACUUUAAAACACUGAAAGAAAUACCUCACAGGCAGCACUUUGAGCCCCAUUUACGUUGUAUUUUAGAUCCUUUCAUUAGUAUCACUGAUAAGACUUUGUCAUAAUUCUUACAAAUAUAUCAUAAUUCUAAUUUCCUUGAGAGAACCUUACCAAAAGGAUAUAUAAAGUAGUAUUUAAUCUAAUUUAAUCUCAUCUCAUCUAAAUGUAAUCUAAUCUAAUCUAAAUCAGUUGUGGAAUGAGACCGGUGAACCCAUAUCUUGGUAUUUCCCUCUAAAAUGGACAGAGUUGGUAUAUAUGGAGCUCAAAAUGGUGUGACAAUGUUUGAGUCGACAUACUCAUAUAAUUACACAUACAUAUCAUUUUUGUCCAAGGCAAGCUCAAAA
Xyrichtys novacula (pearly razorfish) is the source of this 12744-nucleotide messenger RNA. The record is from the annotation of a GenBank genome assembly. Lineage: Eukaryota; Metazoa; Chordata; Actinopteri; Labriformes; Labridae.